AUGACGUUUUACUAUAGUUUAAGAACGUUGCCCACGUGUAGCGCACAGGGAAUGUGCCAGGUCAGUGGAAGGAGAGGGGAGUCGGCCUUUGAGGAGAGCCCUGAUACCUGGUUCUGGUUCUGUUACCCCGACAUCUGGGACGAGGUCAGAGGCCCUGUUGGGAGGACCUGCUCUGGCCUGGUCCCGCCAGGCGACCUGCAGGGAUCGGCAGGGGGCUGUCCUGAAGGUCCCGCCAGGGAGAGCCACAGAAGACAUGUCCCGUGUCACGCAGCGCUGCGAAUCAGCCCUGGGCUGCGGAGGCCACCGUCUUCCCUGCAAUUAGGACAACUUUGA
Molecule: messenger RNA, 333 nt
Organism: Pipistrellus nathusii (Nathusius's pipistrelle)
Lineage: Eukaryota; Metazoa; Chordata; Mammalia; Chiroptera; Vespertilionidae
Source: the annotation of a GenBank genome assembly